Messenger RNA from Dichotomopilus funicola, 768 nucleotides. RefSeq lists its product as uncharacterized. The coding region runs from base 1 to 768 and encodes 255 amino acids. The record is from RefSeq and is a predicted model, not a curated record. NCBI's taxonomy places the organism in Eukaryota, Fungi, Ascomycota, Sordariomycetes, Sordariales, Chaetomiaceae. The transcript has 3 exons.
AUGGGCGCCUAUUUCUCUAUGCCGCUAGAGGAUAAGGACCCCGUCUUUGUCUCACUAGGCACACUCGGCGCGCGCAUGACAGACACGGCAGCCGCGCGCCCUGAGGGGGUCGGCUGUUGUGUUUUAGCAGGGAGCGAUUUUCCCAAUUCUGUGGAACAGGCCAUCAUGAGCUGGGGCAUCACCGUGACAAUCAUAAGAGAUCCCUCCAGGUUAUCCACUCGAGGCCUCCUCAAAUAUUCGGGAGAUGGCUUCAAAGUGUACAUCUCCGGACAGCCAAGUUGGUGGGACGUAUAUUCGCCCAAUCACAUCGAGUUCCUGGCUACCUUUGGCUCCGGUGACGGUGACGGGCCACCGGCGGAGUUUGACCGCAAAAAGAUCGAAGAGCAGGCGCUCCGAGUUUUGGAGUCUGGGGUUGGGAGAAAUGGAGACGGCGCCAUCGUGAUCCGCUGCGGUGAGUAUGGCUGCAUGGUUGCCGCUCGUUCAUACUCUACCCGAUGGUUCCCAGCAUUCCACGGAUCAUCUCGUGUUUUGUGUGCCACAGGUGCGGGAAACGCGUUUCUUGGCGGCUUCGCAGUCACCCUUAGCACUACGUCCGACCUCACCGAGGCUACCAUCGCAGGCGUCGUGGCCGCGAGCUUUGUCAUAGAGCAAGUUGGGUUGCCUUACAGAACAACCUCACGCCACGGCAAGGAGAUGUGGAACGGAGAAGCAUUCUCAGUCAGGGUUGACCGGUUUCGUACCGUACUUGAGACACCUGCCAAUGAAUGA